Molecule: messenger RNA, 1260 nt
Organism: Striga hermonthica
Lineage: Eukaryota; Viridiplantae; Streptophyta; Magnoliopsida; Lamiales; Orobanchaceae
Source: the annotation of a GenBank genome assembly
AUGGAGUCUCUUCCAGUGGAGGUGGUUGGAAACAUCCUAUCUCGGCUUGGGGCUGCCCGUGAUGUCGUGAUUGCAUCUGCCACGUGUCGCAAAUGGCAGGAGGCUUGGAGGAAUCAUCUCCAUGCGCUCACAUUCAAUUCUGGUGAUUGGCCUUUGUACCACGAGUUCUCGACCAGUAGACUGGAGAUAAUCAUCACUCAGACCAUAUUCCAGACCAAAGGCCUGCAGUGCCUCUCUAUAAUCAUGGAUGAUGUCGAUGAGUUUUCGGCUGCCCCUGUUAUUGCGUGGCUUAUGUACACUCGAGAAACCCUGCGUCACCUGCACUAUAACGUGAGGACAACGCCGAACAUUAACAUGCUCGAGAAGUGUGGUCGGCAGAAGCUUGAGGUUUUAGCUUUGUCUCACAACACAAUCACGGGAGUCGAACCCUGUUAUCAGAAAUUCCCAUGCCUGAAAUAUCUCUCAUUGAGUUACGUCAGCAUAUCGGCAUUGGACCUAAGCCUUCUGCUCACUGCCUGCCCAAAAAUCGAAUUCUUGAACUUGAUCAGUCUUGAUAUUGUAAUGUCUGAUCCGCAGGCGACUAUGGAUUUGAGUAGUUCUUCCUUGAAGGAUAUUUAUGUGGAGGCAAUCAGUUUGGAUAAGUUUAUACUCGAGGCAGAUUGCCUCGAGAAGUUGCACCUGAAGGACUGUACGCUCGAAGUUUUUGAGAUUGUGGGUAAGGGGAUGUUGAAGUACCUGAAGAUUGAUGAUGUCAGUGUCAUCCAUCUUGAUAUUGGUGAGAGUGCUGAUAAUCUGGAGAUCAUUGAUGUCAGCAAUUUCACGAUCAUGUGGGCUAAAUUCCAUCAUAUGAUCUCGCGAUCAUCCAAGUUGAGAAAGCUUAGGCUUUGGGGUGUUGUUUUUGAUGACGAGGAUGAAUUUGUCGAUAUUGAAACAAUCUCGUCGUGCUUUCCUUUACUUCGCCAUUUAUCACUGAGUUAUGAUCUGAGAGAGGCCGCACUUCAGUAUGGUUUACAAGGUUCUUUUGUCUUGGAUAAUGUGAUUGUCCUGGAACUUGGGUGGACGGUGAUCGGUGACCUGUUCUCGACGUUAGUUUCCGGGCUUCUCGAUAAGUGUCCUAAUCUGAGGAAGUUGGUCAUUCAUGGGGUUGUCUCCGAGACCAAAACCCACGAGGAGUGCAACAUGCUGGCCAGCUUUACCUCGUCUAUUGUGAGACUCAUGAGGACGUAUAUGCAUGUAGAAGUUCAGUUUGAAUAUGAGUAG